Molecule: messenger RNA, 1264 nt
Organism: Ectocarpus sp. CCAP 1310/34
Lineage: Eukaryota; Phaeophyceae; Ectocarpales; Ectocarpaceae
Source: the annotation of a GenBank genome assembly
AAGCAACAAAGCGCACAGCACACGAACUGAGCACCCAGAAGCCCCCAAAGCUAUGGACAUGCCAACGCCCGACGUCGAGGGGUACAAGGCCGGGAACACGAUGGCCUGCCAUGGGCAGAGGGUGUCGCUGAUCGCGGCGAACACGCCGGCGGAAGAAGGCACCAGCACCCUCUUGCGCGCGUUUGCGUUUGAGGUAGCCGCGAAGGUUGGCGCCGAGUACUGCCAUCACGACACCGCUCCGGAGCCAAUGCCGAGCAUGGCCCUCGCUGCUGCGAAGAAGGCUGCGGCGGAGCAUCCGGGUUUGUGUGGGGUUCACCACGCUCACAUAAUAGCAGCCGUGCGGACCGAGGACGUGACAAGUCGAUCGGGCUUCACCGCUGCCAACAAGUUCCGCAACCAAGCGUGCUACGACGGGGGCAUGGCGAUGAAUACGCGUGGGAAGGGAGUGCAGCUGAAGAGAGCAGACUGCUUCACGCAUGCCUGCCGGGCAGUGUGGCCUGGAAAUGAGGAAAUGGAGGCCUCUGUGGCAUUUAGAGAAACUAAUAGAGGUGGUGUCAUCAUCCUUCGCAACACCUCCACAUGUUGGCGUGUUGCGUUCAUGUCUUGAACGUCGUGGAUGAAGGCCGACUGUUUCGUAUGAGGACCUGCGGCCGAAUGUAUGUCCGUUGUCCGUGCUUUCAUUUUGUCUUAUUUAUUUUUUAUGCCGCAGCACUGUCGUCGGGAGAUGCGCAUUGUUGUCGUGAUGAAAGUAUAUAUGUAUGCGGAUGUGGACGUGGGCUUUCCAAGAGGGGUGCCGAGAAACAACCGCCCUGUCUUGAUGUAUGCUUUGAUUUUUGAAAAAGAACACCGCGUGAUGCGUGCGUGAUCAGGAUGUGGAUGUGUAGGUACUACCUGAUCGGCAGCGCAUGAGGGUUGCAGCUGCACCGGUGGCUACACCCCGGUCUACAUAUACGGGCCCAAGAUUGUCGGACGACGUCGUAGUCUUGAUUCAUUAUUUGGCUUUUUUUGUUGCUUUGUUAGAGAGCGCUUGCCUGCGAGAGCGUUGGACUCUUUUGUUUGUUGUUAUGCCCGGCAAUUGACACCAGCGAUGCCUGGCGUAUAAUCUUUCUCGAAGUGUGCACCCUUGUGGGGUAGUUGGCCUGUGACCAUGGUAGACGUGCGCGUCACACGGGUACCGAUAUUAGAUGGCGCUGACCAGAGGCUGCCGCUGUUUUUUCAUGUGAAGAACAAGAAUAUGAACGACAGCAACGACAAAUUUCCUGGC